Messenger RNA from Helianthus annuus (common sunflower), 1161 nucleotides. RefSeq lists its product as uncharacterized. The record is from RefSeq and is a predicted model, not a curated record. NCBI's taxonomy places the organism in Eukaryota, Viridiplantae, Streptophyta, Magnoliopsida, Asterales, Asteraceae. The transcript has a single exon. Bases 1 to 1161 code for a protein of 386 amino acids.
AUGGGGUUUCGCAGUUCCGACUACCCGGACCAUGUUGGUCUUCUAAAGAAAUCGUUAUACGGUCUCAAGCAAGCGCCUCGUGCAUGGUACCAGCGUUUCACGGAUUUUGUGGUCUUACAGGGUUUUAAGCAGAGUAAGUCAGAUAACUCUUUGUUUGUUUAUCGUCAUGGGCGUGACACUGCCUAUCUGCUCAUUUACGUCGACGAUAUUAUUCUCACCACUUCUUCGGAUGUUCUUCGCAAUCGGAUUAUGGCAUGUCUGGCAGGCGAGUUUGCUAUGAAGGAUUUGGGGUCGUUGUCUUAUUUUUUGGGUAUUCAGGUAACAUGGCCCGAAAAUCAUAUGUUUCUUUCUCAGACAGCUUAUGCUAAGGAUAUCAUUCAUCGAGCCGGUAUGGAUUCAUGUAAGCCCAUUGCCACGCCAGUGGAUACGCAGUCCAAGCUCAGUGCCCAUUCUGGUACUCUUCAUGAUGAUCCUACCACAUAUCGUAGCCUUGCGGGUGCGCUUCAGUAUCUCACUUUCACCCGUCCAGACAUCUCUUAUGCUGUUCAGCAAAUUUGCAUGCAUAUGAACUCUCCAACAACUGCUCACUGGAAUGCUUUAAAACGGAUUCUUCGAUAUAUACAUGGCACCAUUGACUUGGGGCUUCACUUAGAUGCGACGGAUACGUCUUCCUUGCGGGCUUACACUGACGCUGACUGGGCAGGUUGCCCUGACACUCGACGCUCGACCUCCGGCUAUUGUGUUUAUUUUGGGGACAAUCUGAUUUCUUGGUCCUCGAAGCGGCAGUCGACAAUCUCACGUUCUAGUGCUGAAGCUGAAUAUCGCGGAGUGGCGAAUGUUGUUGCUGAAGUCUGCUGGCUUAGGAACCUUCUUCUCGAGUUAUGUCAUCCUAUUUCUCGUGCUACUUUGGUUUAUUAUGACAAUGUCAGUGCAGUCUACUUGUCUGGUAAUCCGGUUCAGCAUCAACGUACGAAGCAUAUUGAACUAGAUAUUCAUUUUGUUCGUGAGCAAGUUCACAAAGGUCACAUUAGCGUUUUGCAUGUCUCGUCUCGCCAUCAGAUUGCUGACAUCUUCACUAAAGGACUGCCGCAUGUCUUGUUUGAUGAUUUCAGAUCCAGUCUCAGCAUUCGGCCACCCUUCGCUUCGACUGCGGGGGUGUAA